Lactuca virosa is the source of this 558-nucleotide messenger RNA. Lineage: Eukaryota; Viridiplantae; Streptophyta; Magnoliopsida; Asterales; Asteraceae. The record is from the annotation of a GenBank genome assembly.
AUGACCACCGCCGACCACCGUAACCUAAAGAGCACCACCAUCCACGUCAUGGCAUUAGACGGAAUCGUGAACGUCAAUUCCCUUUUCACACUCGGUCUCUUCCUUGGUCUUGCCGUUAACCCCGCCGACCCAAAUUACACCCUCGUGGACUCCUCCUCCGCCACCACAUGCCUCAUGUCCUCUUCCACCGCAGAGAACCUGGUCGCCUUCCAUGUCUACUCUUUCAGUUCCUUCCUGUUCUCGAGCCUUAUUGCUUUCGGGCUCAAACAAGCCAUUAGAACAGCCAAAGAUGGGGAUACGCGGAUUCAGGUGAGUGAUGACACCAUCGCACAUGUUAAUUUGAGGGUCCUACGAGCUGGGAUUUUGGCGUCGGCUGCUGGAUCGGUGUCUGGAUGUUUGUUUUUGACUGCUGCGCUGGUUGAUUUGGUUGAGAUUAAGCUCGGGAAAUUGGGUUGUUCCGAUUGGUAUGGUGUGGCUGCGGUUGUGCCGUUGGUAGUGUUGGUGCCUUUGGCUCUUGUUUUUUAUAUAUGCAUUGUGUUGCAUGCAUUCGCUACUUAG